AUGGAAAUCAAACGAGUUUGGGAUUAUGUGGGAGACAACUAUGUUGAUAGACUUAUUCAGUCCAAAACUGAUGGGAUGUUGGUUGAGAUGAACACUCAGUGUGCACAUGCAGACAAUGGAUGUGGAAGUUGCAGCUGUGAAGAUAAUGCCAUGAAUGAGGCUAUACUUAAUAGCAAACUUGAAGCUGUAACAUAUAGAAUCAUAAUUCCCAAGCCUAUCAUAGCAGGGUCUAUUUAUUUUUAUGCACCCUCCACUCAUUCUUUCUGUACCACAAUAAUCAAAGUCUCAACCAUGAGAAAACGUAUCAAUAUGGAAAGUGAUGCUGACUUCAAUUCCUUUGCCACAUCCUCCUCUUCCACCACACCUUCAAUCUUCUUUGACACUAACACUUCUAGCACAUCCUCCUCCUCAACAUCUCCUACCUCAAAUUCAGAAUCAUGCACCAAAGAACACUCCAAAACACCUCAAAAUGACUCAACCACUUCUCAAACCUCAUUGGAAAAUGGAAAGGACUCAAAAGGGUGCAAGAAGAGGCAGAUAGACAAUAGCAACCAGAAUCACCACCCUACUUAUAGGGGUGUAAGGAUGAGGAAUUGGGGCAAAUGGGUGUCCGAAAUCCGUGAGCCGAGAAAGAAGUCAAGAAUAUGGCUAGGAACAUACCCUACAGCAGAAAUGGCAGCUAGAGCACAUGAUGUGGCUGCCUUAGCCAUCAAGGGCCAUUCAGCAUACCUCAAUUUUCCUGAAUUGGCUCAAGAGCUUCCAAGGCCAGUUAGCACAUCUCCUAAGGACAUUCAAGCUGCAGCUGCAAAAGCUGCAAAUACUGCCUUUGAGGAGGUUAGGCAUUGUCAAAUAACUGAAGAAGAAGCAGAACAAAACCAAGCAGAACAAGCUUCAUCUUCAACUCUCUCAAUGGACAAUCCUCAAGAGCCUUCAAGUUCUCAUUCUACCAUUGAUGAUGACACUUUGUUUGACCUUCCAGAUCUUUUCCCUGAUGGAAACAAUGGACUUUGCUCCUUUUCUUCUUCUUGGCAUUUGUGUGCAGUUGAUAGUGGCUUUAGGCUUGAGGAGUCAUUUUUUUAUGAGAACCAUUAGAAUUUAGAGGCUUUUUAUUUUCUUUUUAAUUCAAGUAAAAUACAGAGUUUAAUAAGACCAAAAGGAAGGAGAGCAACAUGCGGAGUUUUUCUUCUUUGUUUGGUCACUGCAACUGCAUUCUGCGCAGAGAAUAACCAGUUGAGGAAGACUUUACAUUUUUAUCUGUAAAUGGUGCUGUCUAUUGCUAAUAUUUUGUCCGAUAUAGUUUUUUUUUCUA
Glycine soja is the source of this 1309-nucleotide messenger RNA. Its product is annotated as ethylene-responsive transcription factor ERF034-like. The record is from RefSeq and is a predicted model, not a curated record. The coding region runs from base 1 to 1092 and encodes 363 amino acids. The transcript has 2 exons. Gene Ontology annotation, molecular function: DNA-binding transcription factor activity; DNA binding. Gene Ontology annotation, biological process: regulation of DNA-templated transcription. NCBI's taxonomy places the organism in Eukaryota, Viridiplantae, Streptophyta, Magnoliopsida, Fabales, Fabaceae.